UCACAACCCCGAGAUCAAGAGUCACACACUCCUCCGACUGAGCCAGCCAGGUGCCCCUGGAAGGUGAGUUUCAGUUGAGAUCAUCUAUAUCGAUGUGCCUACAAGGUGGCACCUGGUACUUAGUUGGCCCUCAACACCAUUUCCUUUUGUCCAAAACAAGGUGUCUUUAGUCUUUAUGUGGCCUCUUGGUGUGUAGACUCCCUAGAUCUUCUCCAUCCUUCUCUACAGUGGGCAGUCUUCAAGAGGAGCCCUGCUUGUCCCUGUGCCCAAUGUGGAUCCAGGAAUUUAUACAGAAAAGGAGCAAGAACCUCUGCUCUCACAUUAAGUCCUGGGUGCUUCUCUCUCCAAAAUAUCUCCCGCAGUUAAGAGCCUCCGACUCUGCCUGAUUCCUCGGUCCUGCCUUAGUAGCUCCCACCAGGACGGUGGCAAGCCAGGCCAAAUGGGGCCUUCCCAGCCCAGGGCCAAAGGGCUAGGCUGCACCUCAGCCCAGCCUGCCCUCCCAUUUCCUGCUUAUGGGAAGAGGGCUCAGCACCUUUUCACCUCAGUAGUUAAUCAUCCUUCCUGUGCAAUGUCAGCAUCAUUGACAGUACAUCAUUACCAUUUAGGCAAAAUGUCCACAGAUUCCUUUCCAGCCUUCUGUUUAGUCACUUUCUUCCAAAUGAAAUGGUUUGCUGUCCAUUGGCCUUUGUAUUCCCUUGGAGCCUAAGUUCUUCUUAUUUCUCCAAACUGAACUAUGUAUAGGCAGAAAGCAUAGACACAAAGCUAUCAGUUUGCCGUGCAAACAGACUGCCAGAGUAAUUUUCCGAAAACAUUGGAAGGUAAUUCACUCCUCUAGACUGAUUUGGAGCUCCCCAAUGUGCAGGAUGAAGCUGUCCAAUAUCUGGUGCCAACAUAUCCUUUCGAUCCUUCAGUUUUACCCUAACAGUAUUUUGUACUGCAUCAGAAAGUGUCCUCAUUCCCUCCACACUCAGAACUUUCCUGAAUUCCUGGCUUUGUACCAGAGAUCUUUAUGGCCAUGGAAUUCAGCUGUUUAUUCAACAGAUGUACAUUGAGCACCACUGCCCUCCCUAAAUCCUACCCAUUCAUAAACCAAACUCAUUUCCCACCUGAUGCAUCAAUCUGGAAAGUCAUUCAGAGGGACUCUGUCUUACUUAUUUUGGCAAUCUUGACAUUCCACCUGCUCCCCCAGUAGUUUGUUCAAUAAACCGUCACUGUGCUUGGGACAGAGUAGAACUCAAUGUUUACUGCAGUUGUGUGUGUGUUUCCUACCUCCUCUGUUCAAAGUCAUCGUCCUUGGAAUCUCUUGCUACCUAGGUUAUCUUGUGAAUUCCUGACAUGUUGUCUUCACUCCUUGCAGGCUUUGGGGUAGCGUUUUGCCCAUAGCAGGUGCUUUAAAAUUUUUGAUUAAUGGGUUGGAGAGAUACGUAUGUAACCAGCUUUAGUAUGUAGCAAAUGGCAUAUUUCCGACCCUCAGAUCCCCUGGGAGAUGACCCUGAGCUGGUGAAACCCUGCACACUUACACAGGAGUGGCAGCCGAGGGAGUGGGGGCUGACUGGUUCCAACAGCAAUUUUCCUAUACCUUUCACAUACAUGCUUGCAGCACUGUUAUCAGUUGUAAAUGCGUAUGCCUCACUCAGCUAUGAACUCCAUUCAGAGCAUGGUGCAUGACUUAUUUCCAAACUGGCAAGCGCUACGCUUAGUACAUUGGACAGAUGUGUCAUGUAAAAUAAGAUUGAACCUGAGAAGAGGCCAGGAGCUCAGACUGUGACAAGCGAAUUCGGAGAGUGUGGGGGGAAGGGAGCCGAGUUCAGCAGUUUGAAUAAAAGCCCGGUCAGCCCCGGGUUUAAAAUCUUUGUUCCUUCUCCUUACUAGCAGUAUCCCUCUGAGAGUUUCCUUAUCAGUAGAACCGGAUGACGACCAUCACUCCAUACAAUGGUAGCAAAGAAAAAAAGAUGUGUUAAGAGGGGAACAGUGCCGGCGCGCAGGAAACGCCAACGUUAAUUUCCCUCCCAAAAGGGCACCAAGGAAGUUGUCCCAAUUCUGAGAAAGCCACCCGGGGUAAUCUCAGCCCCGGGUUGGCCGGAGCGGCUCCGUCACUCAAAUCCUUCCCUCCGUCAGCGAGGCAGCCCCUGCCAGAGAGCAGAGGCCCGUCACUGACACCAGGGCAGCUCGCAGCCGCCGCCCGCCGCGGAUCUGGCCGCAGGCACCCGGCACGGAAGGUCGGCUUCCUGCCCUUACGCUUCCGUCGGCUUCGUUCAAACAAGCCGCUUUCGCCAGCACCCAAUCAGAACGCCCGAUCUUCGGCCGCCGCCCAAUGAGCGCGUGUAAUGGGGGAAAAAAAAGGGCGUGAAGCCCAAUCGCAGCGCCAUCACACUUGAGGGCAAAGAGGUUAGGAAGCCGGCAUGGCGCUCCGGUCAAUAAAAUCGAUAGCUGGAAGCUGCCUGUGUUCCAGGCUAAGGCGGUGCGGUAGCGGCGCCGCCAUCUUCCCCGAAGGCAUCUUCCGGUGCCUUUCACCGAAGUUCGGGCAGGAGUUUCCUGAAUAACAGCAAAAGGUUUCCGUUAGCCCCGCAAGGCGGCUGAUUCCGAUUCCCUCAGGGCCUCCCCAGGCACGCUCAGCUCCGGGCCGGCGGGGGUUCCCAAAUCGCGGGGUCCGCCGGGGGUCCAGGCCGGGACGGGGAAGGCCGUGGCGCCGGCUCCUGGGGUCCAAUGGCGCCACCUUCGGCUCCGCUCUCCGCGCGGGGACCAGGAGAGGCCGGACCCGGCCGGAGAAGGGGAAGGAGGCCGAGGGCGGUGAAGUUCGCGGACGUGGCCGUGUACUUCUCCCCGGAGGAGUGGGGCUGUCUGCGGCCCGCGCAGAGGGCCCUGUACCGGGACGUGAUGCGGGAGACCUACGGCCACCUGGGCGCGCUCGGGUGCGCAGGUCCCAAACCAGCCCUCAUCUCCUGGUUGGAACGAAAUACCGAUGAUUGGGAACCGGCCGCCCUGGAUCCGCAGGAGUGCCCAAGGGGGUUAACAGUCCAAAGAAAAACCAGAACCAGAAAGAAGGACGGAGAGAAGGAAGUGUUCCCACCUAAGGAGGCGCCCCGAAAGGGCAAGCGAGGCCGGCGGCCCAGCAAACCCCGCCUGAUCCCCAGGCAGACUUCUGGGGGCCCCAUCUGCCCUGACUGUGGUUGCACCUUCCCUGAUCGGCUGGCCCUGGAGAGCCACAAGUGUGCCCAGAAUCUGAAAAAGCCUUACCCCUGCCCAGACUGCGGCCGCCGCUUUUCCUACCCCUCCCUGCUGGUCAGUCACCGGCGGGCACACUCUGGCGAGUGUCCCUAUGUCUGUGACCAGUGUGGCAAACGUUUCUCCCAGCGCAAGAACCUCUCGCAGCACCAGGUCAUCCACACAGGCGAGAAGCCCUACCACUGCCCUGACUGUGGCCGCUGCUUCCGGAGGAGCCGGUCCCUGGCCAAUCACCGGACCACGCACACCGGCGAAAAACCCCACCAGUGCCCCAGCUGCGGGCGGCGCUUUGCCUACCCCUCCCUGCUAGCCAUCCACCAGCGCACGCACACGGGCGAGAAGCCCUACACCUGCUUGGAAUGCAACCGCCGCUUCCGACAGCGCACCGCCCUGGUCAUCCACCAGCGCAUCCACACGGGCGAGAAGCCCUACCCGUGUCCAGACUGCGAGCGGCGCUUCUCCUCGUCCUCUCGCCUGGUCAGCCACCGGCGGGUGCACUCCGGGGAGCGCCCCUACGCCUGCGAGCACUGCGAGGCCCGCUUCUCCCAGCGCAGCACGCUGCUCCAGCACCAGCUCUUGCACACGGGGGAGAAGCCCUACCCGUGCCCGGACUGCGGCCGUGCCUUCCGGCGGAGCGGCUCACUGGCCAUCCACCGCAGCACGCACACCGAGGAGAAGCUGCACGCCUGCGACGACUGUGGCCGCCGCUUCGCCUACCCCUCGCUCCUGGCCAGUCACCGGCGCGUGCACUCAGGCGAGCGGCCCUACGCGUGCGACCUGUGCUCCAAACGCUUCGCCCAGUGGAGCCACCUGGCGCAGCACCAGCUCCUGCACACCGGGGAGAAGCCCUUCCCCUGCCUGGAGUGUGGCCGUUGCUUCCGCCAGAGGUGGUCUCUGGCCGUCCACAAGUGUAGCCCCAGGGCCGCUAUAGGGGGCGCCGGCCAGAAGGGCAGUGCCCUUUAGUACGGGAAGGACGGUAGAUUCUCACUUCACUUCGUGGAGGGGUCCAGGGAAGAAGCCCCGGGUCGUACAAGGCAGAGUCCGCAGGAAAACCCAGGUCUCCUGCUACGGGGACCUGAACUUUAGUAUAUUUCACCACACCGGCGGCCGUACUGCUUGUGUCUAGAACGGACAGUCCCAUUAGGACAGGGGACAUCGCGUGGCUCUUUUCCAGGCUACCCUAUCCUGAAAGAAUUUGUGUGUGUGGAUAUCAGGGCUAAGAGUUCUCCCAUCUAUCUUAGGGGCUGUUUGCUUUUCUAGUUUGUGCAUACAGGGAUCACCUGUCCCCUUGUAUACAGUCCGGAGAAUCCCAUUUGUGGGGGGCAGUAUCUUGCCCUACUCUGCCCCUUCCUCCAUACCAGCGUUAAACAAACCUGGUUUAGCCCCUUUUUUUCAACACUCCUGCCAAGUGGUUUUUUUACCCUUGCUUUAAAAACCUCCCUUGACAGGGAGCUCACUACCUCACAAGGCAGGUCAUUUCACUGUGGGAUAGCUCUGAUUUUUAGAAGGUGGUUAAGUACUACCUUCUCCUUCCCUAGAAGUCUUGCCCAGAGUAUAUAAUACUUCAUCUACAUGACAGCAUUUCAGAUAACCACAGCUGCUUUGCCCGUGUUUUCAGGUUAAACAGCAUUAUUUGGUCAAUCAUUCCUUAAAGACAGGGUUUCAGUCCCCACACGUGCUUUCUCUCCAAUGUUCCUUUUAAAGGGUCAUGCAAAAAUAAGCCAGCACCACAGUGUGCACGGUACACCUUGGUCUCUACUUGUUUUGACAGCUCUAGAUUGCACUGAAUUUGGGGGUGGUGACACUGUAGCAGGGCUUCAUUGGGUGGCAGACACAUAACAUACCUAAGCCUUUUUUUUUUUUUUUAAACCACAUACUGUGAAGUUAAGUCUUCUGCCCCCUGUGUUUGGAAAAUUGAUUCAAGUUGGGUCUGGGACAUAGGCAAAGUGAGCUUUGGGAAAAGACUGAUUUUAAGGAGAAGGAGGGGAGCUGUGGUCUAGCAGCAAGAGUAAAACUGGCACUAGUCUGUACUUCAUCCAGUGGAUUUGGAUUAGUUCCAGGCAGCCAGUGGCUAGAAAAUCCUUGAGAACUGGGCCUCACUCCUCCCUGAUUCUCAACCGAAUAAGGAGACAUCAGCACAGAACCUUCCAUGAGUCCUCAGUCAACAUUUUUCAUAAAGUGAGAUGAGGCCGUUCAAGGAGGGUAGAAAGUUAAGUAAUUGAAUACAGGGCAGGAAGGAGUCUACAGUCAUCAAGUUGUGUUCAUGCCUGCCUUCCUUACAGAAGCUCCCAGAGCAGUGGCGGCAAUGUGUCUUAAUCUUUGAUAUGCCUCCCUGGCACCCACCCCCGAGUAGAUGCUCAGUAAAGCUUUACUGCAUUCAAUGAACAAGGCCCACCACUUUGCCUUGGGUAGCUGCACCAAAUUGGAAUUUUCAGACAUGACUUCUCUCCUAUUCAACAGCUGGAGUGGGUCAUGUUCCUACCCCUGUUGCUUGUUUCUUCAGCUCUCCCAAUCUCAGCCCCAAAGUGGGAGAGCAGCUGGGGAACACAGUGUUUGUAAUUACCUCUGUGGUAUUUAGCAAGUUGCAUUGUAACUGUUGGUCUGUUUCUCCUUGGAUGAAUGGAUGAGCUGCCCCAACACCGACCGGGGUCAUACCAGAUUGGGUCUCAUUAAAAUGUCGAUAAAUGAUAUUCCUUGUUGAAUCACUGUUUAUAAAACAUAAGUCUAGGUCCUUGACUGGGUAAAAAUUUUUAGUUCUGAUGGAGACCUGCCUUCUAACAGCUAUUCGAAUGUCUGCCUAGCUCUGCAUUAGAGCUGGCUAUUCUACUUUUAUCACCAGGCUGAUCCAACUCUUUAUCUAGGAAUUUUGUAACUUUCUUUGGGCCUGGAUUGUAACUCCUAAGACUUGGAGGCCAAGUUCCAGUGUGUGUGCAGUCAGUGGAGGGCCAAGAUGAUCGACAACUUCCUAGGUCCCCUAAGGCACGUCAGUCCCAGCAUCCAUUCCUGACCAGUUGUGAUCCUGGCCCUGUUUUCAGCGGGAGAUCCCAGUAUCCUUCCAAUUUGUUCCCCCUUCUGUUUCAGGUAGUUUGUUUCUGUUACUUGCAACCCAAAGAAUAAACUAAUCCACCAUCCCAGUAUGGAUUUAUUGCCCAUAAGCUUUGAAGAGGGGAAAAUUGCAGUGCUGCUGAGAGGAGCCAGCACGACCCCUUUCCUGAUCUCCAACCUCAGUGAGCCUUCACCUUCAGUAUGACUUAAGUCUUCCCUACAUCCUUAACCAGUGAAUACCUUCUCUUCCACUAAAACCCAAGGUUUCAAAUAGGAAUUCAACAUUCCACUCCCCACUGACUCCACGUUUACCAGUACUUAGGUGUGACGCUCACCAACAUAGCUGUGCUUGAUUUCAUCUACUGCCCUCUCGGGGACUUUGCUACAUCUGUUAUUCUUUCUCUCCUCUUAGUUUUAUGGUUUCAGAGUCCCUCUCCUAUCUGGAACACAUACAUGCCAAUCUAAAAUCUGUCUUUUUUAAAGAUUUUAUUUUUAAGUAAUCUCUACACCCCACAUGGGGCUCGAACUCGCAGCCCCAAGAUCAAGAGUCGCAUGCUCUACUAACUGAGCCCGCCAGGCGCCCCUCAGCUAAAUUUCUUGAAACAGUAGCUUACAUUCACUGUAUUCUUUGGCCUACUGCAACAGCAUUUAUGAUGGGCCAGGUACUGUGUCUUAACACUUUAUAUGCAUUCCAAUGUGAUGUGUAUGAGAACCCCACAAAGUAGUUGUUUGGAGAUACGCUUCCAUGUGUCUCUCGCAUUGCCCCAUAUCUUGCUGAGUAUGCCAAAAAUGGCAAGGCCUUGCCUUCAACAAAUUGUCAGAUGAGCUGAUUCCAGACCUAGAGCCUUUUGAGUGAGGAAAGGUUGAGUCCCUUGAUGAAGGACUAUGUUAUAUUGGCAAAAAUGUGCUGAAUAUCUUCCUUUUAGCCUUUUCCAAAGGUACCAUUUCCCAGGGUGGCAGGAUACAGGAAAAGGGAAAGUAACUAGAGUUGUCAGGUAUUACUGGACAUUGGAUCUAGACACAUUCUAAUUCUUGGAGAUCCAAAACAUCACUGUAGUUCACCAGGCCGCGGACUCAUGAAGAUCAGGCAUGUACAGAAAAGGGUUAACUCAGCAGGCCUAGGUUGCUCAAACCCUGCACAUUCCAAAGAAAGCUCAUCUUCAGGACUAGCACUUGGCUCAUUCCUGGGAGAUAAAUUCCGAGCCCUUGUAAUAUUUUGCCUGAUUAGUGUGUUUUCAUAUGCUGGAGGCCUCGAGCCAUGCUGUACCAGUCUGACCAGAUGAGUUUAUCCUAACAAUGUGGUUUAUGAUGAAUGCCUGUUUUUGCUCUGGGAGACAGUCUGAGUAGCUGAGAUCAGUCAUGUGAGUACUCCAUGUCUGUGUAACUGACUCCCCAAUAAAAACCCCAGACACCAGGCUUUGGGUGAGUUUCUCCAGUUGGCAACAGUUCACACAUACUGUCACAAGUCAUUGUUGGGAGAAUAAAGUGCAUCCCUGUGCAACUCCACUGGACAAGGACACCUGGAAGUUUGUAAGUUCGUGCAUGUCUGGUUUCUCCUAGACUUUGCUCCAUGCCCCUUUUUCCUUUGCUGAUUUUAAUCUGUAUCCUUUUCCUUUAAUAAGCUAUAACCUAGAGCAUAGAAAGAAAGAAAGGAAAAAAAAAAAAAAAAGACAAGGCCCUGACGCCUCGUUUACUCUUCUCAGCCAUUUCUUAGGGUUGUGUUUGUGUUAAGCAACCAUGAGGGAGAAGUAGUGUCUCUAUGUGGGACAAAGAGCAGCUUGCUUACUACUUACCACAAAGCACCAGGUUCUCCAAGUUCAUUGUUCCUCCCCCAUAGUGCAACUCACUGUGUGCCUAGCAUCCAUCGGCCCCUUCCAUGUUGCCUCUGCGGGGCUUAGGAGGCAAAAGAGCUGAUACAUACAUGAUGCUCAGGUGGUUUGUUCCAUGAAUAAGGUCCUUCGUCUAUGACAUUGGAGUCUCUUGUCUUCGGCCGGCAUCCAUGAAACAAUGGGUAACCUUAAAUUACACACCUGACAGUAGGUAUUAUUUCCCUUUAACAGAGGAGGGAACUGAGGCUCACUGAUAAUAUUAAAUAACAUGUCCAGGAUCACAUAUCUGGUAAACCUAAGGGCCAGGAUUCCAAGGCAGGUCUGACUCCAAAGCUGGCUGCAAUACAAGGUACUACUCCACUGAAACUCAUGACUUAGUUAGCAAAUCGGUAAUUUAAUUUUUACCUUAUUUAUCUUAGUUUUCCUACUGAAGCUCUCUCAUAACUUAGCUUUCAUGCACUAUUUUCUUCUAGUGUUCCUGGUGCCUCUUGUGGUUGUUUCUAGUGUGUACAUGUAGGAAUUCCUUCUCAGCGUCUCUUGGGAAAUGAAUACAUUAACCCAAGUUCCAAGAACUGGGAACAUGCAAAAAAAAAAAAAAAAAAAAGUACCAUAAUUGUCCUGUGAAUUAAAGCCUAACAACAAACACAGAGAAGGGGCACCUGGGUGGCUCAGUCAGUUAAGCAUCUGUCUUCAGCUCAGGUCAUGGUCCCAGGGUUGUGGGAUCAAGCCCCGCAUCGGGCUCCUUUCUUGG
This is a messenger RNA of Zalophus californianus (California sea lion), 8850 nucleotides long. It is a transcript of the gene ZNF689, whose product is annotated as zinc finger protein 689. Bases 2707 to 4188 code for a protein of 493 amino acids. The record is from RefSeq and is a predicted model, not a curated record. The transcript is spliced from 3 exons. Gene Ontology annotation, biological process: regulation of DNA-templated transcription. Lineage: Eukaryota; Metazoa; Chordata; Mammalia; Carnivora; Otariidae.